AUGCCAGACAUUUCGGAAUACCGACUCGGAAGUGCAUGUAGAAUAAAUAACUCAGAUCAGUUUUCAGAAAAAGUAGAUUCUGAGGUUGCUACGGCGGAUCCAUCUAGUUCAAAUGCAUUGAAACUUGGAGAGUGUACAGUUCCAGUUCAAGAAUUGCAACAUGUAAUCAGUGAUAAACCAUCUUCUGACGAUGACGGUUCUAGCAACAAUAACUCAAAUAUGGAGGAGGUCACUUGCUGUUGUCACGACGUUAAAAAUGAAUGCGGUAUACUCAAUGAUUCAAAUUCAUCAUCUUGGUUGCGACGUCUAUUUACGUCAAGUUUAUUUAAUUUAGAUAUGACAAUUCAAUAUUUAUUUAAAUCAGAUGAUGUAAAUGUACAAAUGUAUUUAGCUGAUCGAUUAUUCGGUUUUCCAGAAUCUGAUGUAGACUUUUAUCUAUUACAACUUGUCUCUCUUUAUGAAAAAUCGCCUUCAUUAGCAGAACACUUAACUAAUUAUUUCAUAUACCGAUGUACAAAAUCUGUUUCAUUUGCAAUAAAUCUUGUUUGGUUAUUGGACACAUUCAGUUCACAUUCAUAUAAUCCAUUGAAACGUGUCUCAUCAAUUCUACUUAAUCGUCCAUCAUCAGUGCCAAUAUUCUCUUAUGUAUCUAAUCAAUUGUAUUUAAUGAAUUCCAAUGAUCAUUCUCAAUCAAUCAACAAUAGUAAAUCUAUGAAAUUAAAAUCCAGUUCAUCGGCUAUUACACCUUUACAAGAAUUAGAUUGUCAUCAUAAUGAUAACAUUGGUGGUGAAAAUGACAAUACAAUUGUAACUCCCACUCCUAUUACAACUUCGACAGAAUUAUCCAAUGAUAAUCGAUUUGUGUAUACUGCACAAACUUUACGGGAUUUAUUACUACCUAUUGAUGAGACUACAUGGGGUAGUUUUAUUCCACAGUCGAUAGUCAAUGGAAGCUCCAACAUGGGAUCGUAUAAUAAUGUUAAUAUUCAUCAUACACAUAAUACUUCACCAUUAUCUAAUUGUAAAUUAUCUCCAAAUAUUCAUUAUAAUAUCGGGCAUAAACGAAGUACAUCUGACGUAACAAGUUCAAGAAAUUAUCAUUAUUAUGUUGAUAAGUCCAGACAUCGUGUUGUCAUGGAUCAAUUGGAUCUAAUUAAUAAUCCUGAAACUAAUCAAUCCAUAGUAACAAUAACUUCUAAUCAAAAUCGUUGGUCUUCAUCACAAGAUUCAGCUGUUUGUUUAUCAACUGUCGACGUCAUAAAUGAUGAUGUUGUAAACAAUCCAAUAACAACUACUUCUAAUGUUGUAACCAAUCAAAUAUCAUUAAAUUCAAUAUGUCCUAUAAUAAAUCGUUCUUUAUUAAUGAAUGAAAAUCGACAUUCUUUACAUCAAUUACAUUUGAAUAAUCUUGAUGAAAAUCCACUUAAAUCAAGUAUGAGUAUGAAUAAGAUUAUUACAAAAGAAAUUCUACCACAAUCAUGUCUUCCGAAACAUUCUCUUUCAUCAGUUAAUUUAAAACGAUUAAAUUCAUCAUUAUGUAUCAUGAAUGAUGAUACUUCUGCACAAAUUAAAUCAUCAUCAUCUUUAAAUCAAACUGCCAGUAUUCCUGGUGACAGUAAUAAUCGUAAUGAUGUUGAUCGCAGUUUAUCUUCAUAUUCUACAAAUAACAUAACUUCCGACUUAAUGCUUGGGUCUUUAGGAGGAGGAGGAGUACCUGUAGUUACAACAACAACAUUCACUAAAACAAAGUCAAUAAAUGAAGGAAGAAACAAUCCAACUCACACUAUGGAAUCUUGUAGUUCCACGACAGAAUCGUCAAGUCCAUUUGACAGUGGUUUGUAUAUGACAGCUCCCAAUCGUUGUAUUCAUAGUAGUUGCGAUGGUGUUGGUGUUGUUGACCAUGGUGAUGAAGAUGAUGAUAACGAUAAUCAUGAUAUUAAGUUGCAAUCACCAGAGAAUUCAUUUCAUUUACCACAUUGUCCACAUUAUCACACUACUUCAUCAGUGAUGUAUCGAACUUUGACAUUACGUAAUUAUUUAGUCCCGAGAAUAAUUCCUGAAUGGGAUUUUGUUGAUGGUCUUUUGAGAAUAGCUCGUCGAUUAGUACCAAUUAGUCCCAAAGAGCAAAGAACUGCUCAUUUACAAGCAGAAUUAGCAAAUUUAAAUCUUCAUUUACCAGCACGUGUAUGGUUACCAGUAAAUAAAGCUGGUCAUAUUGUUUUACGUAUUCCACCAACUGCUGCUGUAUGUUUAAACUCUAAGGACAAAGCACCAUUUUUAAUCUAUGUGGAAAUAUUGUGCUGUGAUGAUCCAUCAAUUAUUUCUUUACCUAGUCGACCAUUAACAGCGGCCAGUUCAAAAAGUUCCAAUUCAUUAUCUGCUGUCUAUCCAUGGAAUUCUAAUUUAAAUACAGGUUAUCUUUCAUCUGCUGAAAUGACAGAAAAUCAUGAAAUCAAUGUAAAUACACAUACAUCAGAUGAACUAAGUCUUCGUUCUUCAUCAAUAUCAUCUAAUGUUUCAUUAAGUGAUGAAUUAAUAAAUUCUACAGAAUUGAAUCAUCAUCAACAUCAUCAUUAUCAUUUAACUAUAGAUGAAACUAAUGAAGAAAAAGAUCCUACAACCAAAUCAACACGUAAUCAAUACGAAGUUAAUGAAACUAUCAUUAAAGAUGAUUCUUUCACAACUACUGAUUCAAUUACAGUAACUAAUACUACUAGAUCUAAAUCUCCUAUUUAUAUUGGAGCUGGUGAAAUACGUAAUCGACUUAAAGAACAAUGUGAACUUCAACCUCAUAGGUCGUUUAGAUGUGAUCCAGAAGAUCCAAGUGCAGCAGUUCUAAAAGAACCAUGGCAUGUGAAAUGUGAACGUAUACGUGCCACAUCACCAUGGGGUAGUUUACCAGGAUGGAUUUUAACUAGUGCAAUUGUAAAAGUUGGUGACGAUUUAAGACAAGAACAAUUAGCUUAUCAAUUACUUACUGUGUUAAAGAAUAUUUGGUCAAUGGAAUAUGUUCCAUUAUGGUUGCGUCCAUUAACUGUAGUUGUUACAUCAUCCGACAGUGGUUUUAUUGAACCUGUCCCGGACACUGUAUCAUUUCAUCAAAUUAAACGACAUGCUCAUUUAUCAUUAUUAGAUUAUAUGCAUCGUGAACAUGGUGGAGAUAAUUCUGAAGAGUUUUUAACUGCUCAACGUAAUUUUCUACAUAGUUGUGCUGCUUAUUGUUUAGUUGGUUAUUUGCUUCAAGUUAAAGAUCGACAUAAUGGUAAUAUCCUAUUAGAUAAUCAAGGUCAUAUUAUCCAUAUUGAUUAUGGUUUUAUUUUAUCAUCAUCACCGGGGAAAAAUUUAGGCUUUGAAACAAGUCCAUUUAAAUUAACAUUAGAACAAGUUGAUGUAAUAGGUGGUUUAAAUAGUGAUUUAUUUGAAUAUUUUAAAUUUCUUUUAUUACGUGGUCUAUUAGCUGCACGUAAACAUAUGGAACAGAUUUGUGUAUUAGUUGAAAUAGCUCAUGCUACUUGUCCACAAUUACCAUGUUUUGCACGUGGUAAUGGUUAUCGUACAAUCACUGAUUUACGUCAACGAUUUCAAUUAUCACGUACAGAAGAACAAUUAAAACAAUUAGUUGAUCAAAUGGUUCAUAAUUCAUUAAAUUCAAUGACAACAAAAUUAUAUGAUAGUUUUCAAUAUUAUACAAAUGGUAUCCAAUAA
This is a messenger RNA of Schistosoma rodhaini, 3705 nucleotides long. The record is from the annotation of a GenBank genome assembly. Lineage: Eukaryota; Metazoa; Platyhelminthes; Trematoda; Strigeidida; Schistosomatidae.